AUGGCAGCAGCAGCAGCAGCAGUCAGCCAGCCAGCUGGUGUGUGUGUGUAGCUAUAGGUAGUGUUGGUGUAGAAGGUGUCGGUCUAGUGUCGGUGGGUUAGCUCCCGAACACACACAGUUCUUAAGAGGACGUUAGCCGCACCGCACCAUCAACUUUGCUCUCUCUCUCACUCGGCUCCUCUUUUUAGAACAUUUUUCAUUUCUUGGUGUGAUUUUACAGUGAAAUUUUGGGUUGUUGGGGGUUGAUUUCAGUGCGUGAAUUUUUGAGUGUACCCCGCCAAUUUUUUGAAAUUUUGAAAAAAAUUGUGUGGAGGGAAAUUUGAAAAAAACAAACCGGAAAAAGGAAAAAUCGCCGCCCGGAAUUAGUCAGAAAAAUAAGGAGCACUUGAAUCUUUUUGGGGGGUUGGUUGUGAUAUGGUUUUGCGUGGGGGCGGAUCAUGUCUCCGCAGCUCGGGCCGACCACUCUCCUCUCACUUGCCCGGCACUGGCACGUCCUCUUGCUCAUCUCUCUCAUCACGCCGAUCGGACCUUUUUCCAGCAGGUCGGUGAUGGCUUUGAGCGCUGACCUGAUAUGCGGCAAGAUACCGGGAUUGACGUACAAGCAGCGGCUGCUCUGCGCCGCCAAGCCCGACGCCAUGGUGGCCAUCAGCAACGGAGCCAAACUGGGACUAGCCGAGUGUCAGGAGCAAUUCAAGUACCACCGAUGGAAUUGCACGGCCAUCGGCAGCCGAAACGGAUUCGGUCACGUCGUCGUUGUCGGAAGCCGAGAAGCGGCUUAUCUGUAUGCAGUGUGGAGCUCCGGCCUGACGUACGCUAUCGCCCAGGCGUGCAGCCAAGGAGCUAUCAGCUCUUGCGGUUGCGAUCCGACCAAACGGGGCGGCAAGGACCUGGUCAGAUCCAUGCGCAGGUCCCAUCGGGCGCGCAACGCCGCCAACGGAGCUAAUACCAACGCAGGUAAUGGAGGAGGUCCUGUGGCUGCCGGUGGAAACGGAUGGAAAUGGGGCGGCUGUUCGGCCGACGUCCGAUCGGGAGCCUCGCUGGCCAAACGAUUCGCCGACUCGAGAGAAACCGAAGGAGACGAUAGGAGCUUGAUGAAUCUGCACAAUAAUAAAGCCGGUAGAAAAAUUGUCAAAUCGAUGUUGAAGAAGGAAUGCAAAUGCCACGGAGUCAGCGGCAGUUGCUCACUCAAAACCUGUUGGGAGAAAUUGCCGGCCUUCAGGGACAUUGGCGAUGCCCUGAUGAAGCAGUACCGUGAAGCCAAGGCCGUCGUCGCCAAAGAGAGUCGCAGCGGCAACGACAGCAAGCCACGCAAACUGUUGACGCUGCAGUUGCGUAGGAAGCCGCACAACAAGCCCCGUCUCUCGGAGCUGGUGUUUCUCAACUCUUCGCCAAACUACUGCGAGGCGAACCCGUCGACGGGGUCGCUGGGUGUCGUCGGCAGGAGGUGUAAUCGAACCUCAACAGGUGCUGAUGGCUGCAACCUGCUCUGCUGUGGACGGGGGUACAACACCCACCAGUUCAACCACGUCUCCCAUCAGUGCAACUGCAAAUUCCACUGGUGCUGCGAAGUCAAGUGCCAGACUUGCACUAUCAAGAGCGAAGAGUACACCUGCAAAUAA
This is a messenger RNA of Daphnia pulicaria, 1619 nucleotides long. Its product is annotated as protein Wnt-7b-like. Gene Ontology annotation, cellular component: extracellular region. Bases 438 to 1619 code for a protein of 393 amino acids. The record is from RefSeq and is a predicted model, not a curated record. NCBI's taxonomy places the organism in Eukaryota, Metazoa, Arthropoda, Branchiopoda, Diplostraca, Daphniidae. Gene Ontology annotation, biological process: canonical Wnt signaling pathway; neuron differentiation; positive regulation of JNK cascade. The transcript has 6 exons. Gene Ontology annotation, molecular function: frizzled binding; cytokine activity.